This is a messenger RNA of Fonsecaea multimorphosa CBS 102226, 3903 nucleotides long. RefSeq lists its product as uncharacterized. The record is from RefSeq and is a predicted model, not a curated record. The transcript is spliced from 5 exons. Bases 1 to 3903 code for a protein of 1300 amino acids. Gene Ontology annotation, biological process: mRNA splicing, via spliceosome. NCBI's taxonomy places the organism in Eukaryota, Fungi, Ascomycota, Eurotiomycetes, Chaetothyriales, Herpotrichiellaceae. Gene Ontology annotation, molecular function: U2 snRNA binding; protein binding. Gene Ontology annotation, cellular component: U2 snRNP; nucleus.
AUGGGCUUUGGAACUCCUCCUCGGGAGAGGGUCUUGACCGACCUGCUUGAUCACCACCUAGUGGCCGUUGAAGACCGGGUCGGCAUUCUUUCGAGGACCCUCAGCUCAAGCUCCAACAUCAGAUGGAUUCUCCCUGCCCGCAUUCGUUCGCCUGCCAACAACGACGUUGUCUUUGUUGGACGGACCUUCGUCCAGCUUCACGAAUUCACAGACAGUGGACAGCUGGCUGUUGUGACCGCAAAGCUCGACUUUGGCACAACAAUCACCGAUGCCAAAAUCAUCUCAGCAGAGUUGAAGUCUGUUCCAAUUGUCGAUGCCAUAUUGAAACAAGAGCGGGAUCAAGAGCAGUUUAGCAUUCGCGGUCAACUUGUCAAUGAUUCCGAGCCGCCACAGAUCCUCGUCCUCAUCACAAAAGACAAUGAUCUGAUCUACGUCUAUGCAAAAAAGGACGCCGUUGGAGACGUCAAACUCAUCUUUGCAAGAAGGCCGUUCUUGGGAGGGGUGGACCUGCCCUCAAGAGAGUGUCGAGAUAUCGCUGUUGAUCCCAAAUCCCGUGCCCUUGCAGUUGCUUCGCCCUCGGGCUACUUUGGAGUCUUCAAACUACAUUAUGUGGAUAAGAUCAGGUCGGCCAUUGACACCUGGGAUCCCCUCGAACCCGCCUCCUUCCGUCCCUCAGAAGCGCAACGUUUUAUCCAAGUGGCAGGCAAGAUUUUGAUGAUGACCUUUCUACACAGCCCCGAGGGCGAUCCCAAUAAGGUCAUCCUGCUUCUGCUGGUUUACUCCGAAGAAGCGGAGCAGGGAACGUAUCAAUACCUCUAUAGAUGGGACACUCGCCAACCACUCCAGACAAUCCAGCCAAUGACAUGUAGUGGGCGCAAGUUGACAGAAAAUCAGUUGCCCUUGAUGCUAAUUCCGUCGACACGGCCUUUUUCAUACAUUGUCGUCAUGGCAGCGGGCAUCAGUUACUACGAGAACGUGCAAUCUUCUCAAAUGAAGCGAGUUUACUGCCGAUGCAUGGACAACAUAAACACAAAUUUGCAGUGGGUACAAUGGGUCAGACCUAGACGCCACAACAAGUACCUCGAGCGUUGUGAUGAUAUUGUCCUCCUGCGAGAAGAUGGACUCCUGAAGAACUUUUUAAUCGACAAAGCGUCCAGCACCAAGUUCAGCACCAACAACACCAUUGGUCAUCUCGGUUUCAGCGUCGACACGGCAUUCUGCAUGCUUUCUGGACCCCCGAGAAAAGGCGGUGAUAUCAUCAUCGUGGGUGGUACAUUGACUGACGGAGGAGUCUUCCAUGUAUCGGCCCGAGGCUCGCCGGAACGCGUUCAGCGCAUCGAAUCACUCGCUCCACUGAAUGAUAUCGCCCUUGGACCCCCGAUAGUGGUUGACUCUCAAGACCUUUCUGUGUGGCAAGGCACGCCAGGUAGGCUCUAUGCCUGUUCGGGCGCUUGUGAUGGACAUGGUCAAGUGUCAGAAAUUCGUUACGGUCUGGAAGCUCAAAUUGGGUGGGAGAUGUCAUUUCCAGAGGCUGCUUUGGUUGAGCGGCUGUUCAGCUUGGAGAUACCGGCUACAAAGGAACUGCUGCUGCUGGCCUCUCAUACAACAAACUCGUCAAUGGUCGUGUUCGAAUUAGAAACUCAGGAGAUCUCACUCUCUGAUUCAGAGAGCCACCCCGGCUUUGACUUCGACCAUCCCUCGCUUGCUGCUACGGUGCUAAAUCGAGACACCGUUGUACAAGUGACUACCCAUGGUGUCCAUGCCAUACUCAUGGAUACUGACGGCGAAGUUCGAGAAUUGAGCCACCUCAGGUCACGCAUCGUACAUGCGGGCUUUUUCGCAGGUGACCAAGCCAUUGCCAUCACCAACCGCGUCAGUUCUGGCCAUGAGCUGUGUGUGAUUGACAUCGGGACUUCAGAGGACAGAGAGAUUCGUUUUACACUCAGUCCGCCGGUGACACUGAGACACAUUCCCAAUGUGAUUUGCUGCGUCCAAGUACAGAGCAAGCAGCUGGUUCUAAUUGGUACAUCAACUGGAGAGAUCUUGGGAUACACUGACACCUUGGAGCUCGCUUUCGAAUUUCGAGUCCGAGAUCUCGGUGUGAUGGUCGACAAUGCUGCAGUGUCUUCCCUAGUCGCGCUAAGUCACAAGACGGCCGACCCCAUCCUGCUUUUGUGUGGGCUUCGUUUGGGCACUGUCCUGUGCUUGGAACUCAGGGUGAACUGUGAAGAUGUCUCGAAAACAGCCUUGAGAUGUGAUGACGUCUACCGCGUUGGAGCAACCCCUGUACAGAUUGUCGAAGAGAAGAGUCAACCUGGGAGUCUCCAGAACCCAUCUGCCCUGGUGCUUUGCGAAUACACGCUUCAUCGGAUCACACUCCAUCCCAAUUCUGCCGUUGUUGAUUACACAAUGUCUCCUCUGUGGGUGACAGAUCGAACUAAACCCUCAGUUCAGCCAUUGAUCAAUGCAGUCCAUCGGAUCCCAAAGCUUAUGUCAGGAGACGAACAGCCUGGAGGUUUCCUAAUUUGUGCUGUCGCGGAGGACUUGCUCUUCUGUUCCGUGAUCGCCCAGGAACACGGAAUAUCAAGGCACCUGAAUCUGAAGGGGAUCCCCAGGCGAAUAAUUUACUCACAAUUUCUCCAGAAGUUUGUUGUUGCGUUCUCCCAAGAAGGCGAUCCUACCGAUAUUCGACUCAGAAAGCACACCGGCGUUCCUCUGCCUGAGGGUGAGAAGGCCAUUAUCCAGCAACCGUCAAAUAAGAUACAGAGGGCUGGGCUACAGCUCAUCACUCCUAACUUGCAAUAUCCUAAACCGAAGGAUUCCGCGAGCGCUAUCUUUUCAACCAUCGUGACUGGAGAUGACAGCGACGUUAUCCACGAUCUCAUUGACUGGGCCCCGACAGACGGACGGAAUCACUAUGAAUGGCUGGUGAUCGCGUUGGAGCAAUCGAGCCCUACACCGGGUACGCGAGGAUCCGGCCGAGUUGUCUGUGUCAAUGCGAAAAGCUUGGGUAAAGGCAAACCUGAUGCCACUCCAAAGCUUGCCUUUAGCAGCAAGGAUCCUAUUACGGCCAUAUGUGCAUACAAGAUGUCAUCUCUCUUGAUUGCUGCCGGAAAAGAAAUCGUCUUACAUCAUCUGGAUUGGUCAACGCGCAGAUGGAAGACGUUGGCGAAGUGCGGUCUCCCGUCAUAUGCAAAUGCUAUAUCUUGCCAAGGCUCCCUCAUCUGUGUAGCCACACAGCAACACUCGAUAUUUGUGCUCGUGGAGGAGAAUAACACAUUGCGCCACCAUAACUGCGACACCAAAAUGAGAUAUGCCAAAGAUAUUGUCGUCUUGGAUGGGUCCACUGCCGUCUUUGCCUCUGCCGAUGUAGGAGGUACGGACAUCAUUGGGUUCUCGGGGUUGAACAAGGAAAGCAAAGAAGCAGCCCCUGCAUUUCAUGCGACGGUUCCGGGUCAUAUCCACCGCUUCCGACUCGAUACGUCCCAGGGCCAUCGAAAGACUGAUCGAACUCGCUUCUACGGCUACACCCUCGACGGCACGGUUCUCCAUUUUUCGCUCCUGAAGCAACACGAGUGGAAAUUACUUCACUUCGUCGAAGAAAUGAGCCACAUGGUCAAGAAACCGAUCAAGGCGGUGCCGAUCAUGAAGAGAAACGCGCAAGGCGAGCCAUACCUUUGGAAACCUUCGACUUUCAGGCCCAAGGACAUGCACGUCCAGGGAGAUCGACUGCUCGCGAUGAUCGAGCAAGGCCCAUACAACCUUCGAAAUGUUCUGAAAGGGUCGGACAGGCUGGACAGUUUCAAUGCUUUGGUAGAGGAGACCUUGGGGGAGACGGAGGAGCCUGUGGAGGCUGUGGUUGCUUGGAUCAGGAAGUUGAUGACAUACCCACCGCGAACUUGA